Molecule: messenger RNA, 4225 nt
Organism: Danio rerio (zebrafish)
Lineage: Eukaryota; Metazoa; Chordata; Actinopteri; Cypriniformes; Danionidae
Source: RefSeq, a predicted model, not a curated record
UAACAACACACUCUGAUAUGAGGAAUCUCACUGACUGCAGAAAUAGAGCCCAUCCACAAGACGGAGACUGCAAGCUGAAGUAGAACAUGCGUAACGUUCAUUCUGGUUGAAUAAAAUGCAAUGAAGUUGUCAGUUUUCAGUUCUCUAAACAAACUUCUUUUUUUCUGGAAGCAAAUAUGAACUUACACAUGUCCACCAGGAACAAAGUUUUACAAGUUUCGACAGUCAGGGAUAUAAUUGUUUCCAGAAAUUAUUCAUUUUAAUACAUUUAUUAAAUAUUUUAUUCACCUUUUUAUGAAUAUCCUAUGCAAAAUACCACAUGAUAUACACACAAAUCUAAGAAACAUCUUGAAUGGGCUAUUACUGUUAAACGCCUGUUAAUGUCACGCCUGUUAAUGGAUUUAGCAAAUAUUUCUAACAAUAUGUUUAAUAUAAUAUCAAUAACGUACAACAUAUCAGUAUUGAAAGCUUUAUUAGUUAUUGUAUCAUGUUAAAAAACAGAAAUGGUUUCAAUCCUGAAUCAACUGUUGCACUCUACUGCUUGCAAAGACUGCUCUGAGCUGGAAUAUUUGUAAUGACAUAACUUGUGCUUCAUAAUGUCGUGUAUUGUGACUCAGUCAGAACAUUUUUGCUCGUUUCAAAUGCUCUUUUCUGCUUCCCGGACCCAAUCUGACCGCUAUGCAGAGGUUCUCGAAAGGCUGCAGAGUCUAUGCUCUACUCCUUCAGCAGCGUCUCUGUCUGCGGAUCUCGCGAUAGUUCGGCGUUCGCUGAGCAGCAGUCGCUUUUGCAGCAGGGCUGAGGGAGACGGAGAGAGAGAGAGAAGGUAAGCGGGGAGGCUGCAUCAUGGCGGACAGAGACAGUGGAAGCGAGCACGGUGGAUUCGCCACAGGCCCCGGCGCCGGCCCGAUGCACCCGGGCGCUGCAUCGCGGCUCCAGCACGACACGGAGGAGCUCGCGUCGAAGCGCGUGGACAUUCAGAACAAGCGCUUUUAUCUGGACGUCAAGCAGAACGCCAAAGGCCGCUUUCUGAAGAUAGCAGAGGUCGGGGCCGGUGGAAACAAGAGCCGCCUGACUCUCUCCAUGUCUGUCGCCGUUGAGUUUCGCGACUACCUGGGAGACUUCAUCGAGCAUUACGCCCAGCUGGGCCCCAGCAACCCUGACUUGGUGCAGGACGAACCCAGGAGGGCGCUUAAGAGCGAGUUCCUGGUGCGCGAGAAUCGGAAGUACUACAUGGAUCUGAAGGAGAACCAGAGGGGGCGGUUUCUCCGGAUCCGGCAGACCGUCAACCGCGGCCCCGGCCUGGGAACCUCGCAAGGCCAGACCAUCGCUCUUCCGGCGCAGGGGCUUAUCGAGUUCCGCGACGCGCUGGCCAAACUCAUCGACGACUUCGGCGUGGACGAGGAUCCAGCGGAGCUGCCCGAGGGCACUUCGUUGACGGUGGACAACAAGCGCUUCUUCUUCGACGUCGGCUCCAACAAGUACGGCGUCUUCAUGCGGGUGAGCGAGGUGAAGCCAACCUACCGCAACUCCAUCACGGUGCCCUGCAAAGUGUGGUCCAAAUUCGGCGCGACCUUCUGCAAGUACGCGGACGAGAUGAAGAAGAUCCAGGAGCGGAGCCGAGAGCGGAGGGCGCGCGAGAUGCUGCCGGAGGGCCUGCACGGCGACGACGGGGACGAGGACUAAUGCAAAGCGCGUAAAUACAUGUACGUAUGUACGCCCAGAGUGACAUGAUAAUCAAACGUUACUGUACUGUAAUGUGGGAUUGCUCUACACACACAACCCUCACAGACUCGAACAGUUGCAUCUCUUCACUCAUCGCCGGAAGUUACCCACUUACCCACCAUUUAACAGUAAGACGCUGCUAUCGACAACAUGAUGUAUGAACCGUGUCCAGGAUGGUGCAGGAGUGUGUGUGUGUGCGUGUCCCUUUUUACCCACGUGUGUGACACAUCCAAGCGCUUAUGCACUGCAAAAAUCCUCUUGUUUUCCAGUACAGAUCGAUCCAUUUAAUAGUUUGCUUCUAGUUUAUAUAUGCGCGUGUUUAUUGUUUGAAGAAAAAGUUUUAUUUACACCACACAUUUCACACGGCGAAGAAUGUCAUUACCAGAAAUAUAAGAUAAAGACACUUUAUGUAAAGAAAAAAGAGCGUUCACACAUGAGUGGGGUCAGUUGUGAUGCGAUUCCACACACUUCAGCACUGACGCCUGUCAGUCAUGUUGCCAACUCGACACUGAUCACGUUUUAUGUAAAAGGAAACUGAUUCUGCAGAUUUUAAAAUGUGCUUUCGUAGUAAAAGUGACAUGAAAAUGCUGCUGAUAUUCAGUAUGCAAACUGGGGAUUAGAACGAGCAACUGACCCCGCUCCAAACCUUCCUUGUAGAAAUUUUGGCUCGUCAUUCAUGUUGUUUGCAAAAGUAUGUGCGCUUUACUGGAAAACAAGUUAUUUUUUUUGCAGUGUAACACUAUUUCCAAAGGUGCAAAUUGAAAAAGAGGAAGAAAUAUAUUAAUAAUUAGUGCUCACUUUUGACUUCCAGCACAAAAGCUAUUAUUUAGGAACCGUUUGAACCGUUUAAAAGGUUCAACAUGCAAACAAACAUCAGAAAUGGUGGUACAGUGAUGAGUGAGUGCUGUGUAUAGUUCAACACGCACUCUUGUCAGACUAUUCAAUCUCUAUAAUGGAUGUCACCCCUUCUGGUUUGACUUAAAGAUGCACUCGGUUAUUUCUAGUUUCUUUUUUUUUUUGCGCUGGUUGUACCAUGUUGAGCUCACAUCACCAGCCAAGAUCAGUGUUUUUGAUCACUUUCAAAUGCAGAAUGCGUCAAGUCUAACAUUAAUGGGGACCUAUUAUGCAAAAAUCACAUUUAUAAAGCAUUUAAACACAGUUGUGUGGCAAGUGUGUGUAAAUAUAGUCAGCCUCUAAUAGUAAAAAUUAAUUACUUUUUUACUUUUUUUUUUUUUUUUUACAAUCACACUUCAUAAAAACAGUCUCCAGAAACACUUUGAUUUUGUCCCUCUGUACAUGUCAUAAGAGGGGGAAAGCCCCGCCUAUAGUCAAUUGUAGCCCCGCCCUUCAGCUGGGAGAACAAUCAGUUAAAUUUAAAGCAGCAGCCACCAAAACGGCACAAUUUGGUUCAUUUAAAGCCUAAAAUAGGCAAAUUCUAAGAGUUGUAAACAUGAUCUGUGGGGUAUUUAGAGCUGAAACCUCUCAAACACACUGUAGAGACAUCAUAGACUUGUUUUACGUCUUUAAUAAUAGGUCCUCUUUAACUAAAAAUGAACGAGUGCACCUUUAAUUGCAUACGAUGGAAGCUAGAUGUGUUGUUUACUCGUUUGCCUUUUAACUCUAUAGACAAAGCAAAUGAGAUUGUUUGUUUGCACGCGUCAUGCAAUGUGUGCUUCGGUAGCCGCACAGCGAAGGCAUUGCUAAAAUCUACGACUGGUUGACGUUUGUUCCUGUUAAAUACGAACCCUGUCGCACCAUGCCCACUGACAUUUGGGCAGACGGUUUCAUUGAAGUGCUAACUUAGAUAUACAAACUAUGAUUUUGUGAAUCAGAUGUACUUAGAUCCUUAUGAAAUUGCCCACGUUUUCUGUGGGAAUUUUUCUUUGUUUUGUUUUUGGGGACGGGGUGGGAGGGGCGGGGGGUACUUAAAAAAGAAAAAGAAAAAAAAAAAGGAGCUGUCCACUAGUGUGAGUUGCGUUAAUACCUGCGCGGAGCAUCCUCUACAACGUCAAAAAAACAACUCUGGUGCCUUAUAUUCUCCACACGUUUACAUGCUUUACGUGUCCGAUCAUUUUCUUUCUGAUCGCUGUUUGUCUUUCUUUGUCGUUCGGGGGCGUUCAACGGCGUUUCUUCGAUGACUUCUUUAAAAAGCCAAUCAAAGAAAGAGGCGCGCGAGGGUUCUCGGGUUCGCCGAGAAAAGAACGAUGAUGUCAUAAUCAAACAGCACUGACGUAAACAUGGACGUGCUGCGUUUACGUCAUGUCGGAGUUAGUUACAUUCUGAAAAUUAUUUUCAUGGUAAAGCUAACCUCAUCUUCUCAAAAAAAAAAAACUAAUUUAAUUUAGGAUUUAGCGAAUUAUCAAUGAUCUCGUUUGCAAAAAAGGAUAUAAUAAAACUUAAAUUUUCAACAAGGUAUACCAAAACAUUUCAACGAGAUUCUAUUAAUAUGAUUUAGUAAUAUAGCUACAUUGUGAUUUUCGUUAUUAAUCAUAGCCUUCUUUUU